AUGCUCGCCUCCCUCCUCCACGGCCCAGCCGCCGCCGUCGCCGCGGCGCCCAGCGCCUUCCCCCUCCGCUCCCUCCCGACGGCGAAGACCCCGUUCCUCCCCUCGCUCCCGCGCCCGGUCUCUCCAAGGCGCGCGGCCGCCGCGGCGUUCGCCUUCAACCCCGCCGCCGCCGCGGCCCCCAUCGCGGCGUCGCUGCUCGAGGGUCCCGUGCUGGUCUGGGCCGGCCGCCUCUGCCUCUACUACGCGCUCCUCCACGUCGGGCUCGCCGGCUCCCCGCGGAAUCCCUUCCUCUCACACGAGAUCGGCGGCGAGGACGGCGCCGGCGACAGCGACCUAGGGUUCUCCAAGUGGGCAGAGAAGCUCCGUGGCGGCGCCUCAGGUGAAAAAGAUGCUCAGGAUAAGAGAAAGCUAACUAGCAAAUGGAAGCCGACAACCAGAGGCACACUGAAGAGAACCUACCGAGUACGAUCAACGGAUGAAGGAAGGCGGAUCCUUAAGGAGAUUGCUUCAGUUCUGUCCCAAGAUGACCAUUUUGUGGAUGCUUCGUCUCACAAGGGUUGCCAAAUUAGGAGGGAAAGUGCUCAUGGCGAAAGUGUUUGCUGCUACAACGUGAGAGCAUUGUUCGAUGAGCUUCCAACUCCUCACCUGCUUCUGGAGAUUACACCUUUUCCUGCUGGACAACUUACCGAUAACGACUACCGUAAGGCAGAGAGGCUUGAGAUGGUGCUGAGGCUCAGCGCUUCUAUUUAA
This is a messenger RNA of Miscanthus lutarioriparius, 750 nucleotides long. NCBI's taxonomy places the organism in Eukaryota, Viridiplantae, Streptophyta, Magnoliopsida, Poales, Poaceae. The record is from the annotation of a GenBank genome assembly.